Messenger RNA from Funneliformis geosporum, 156 nucleotides. NCBI's taxonomy places the organism in Eukaryota, Fungi, Glomeromycota, Glomeromycetes, Glomerales, Glomeraceae. The record is from the annotation of a GenBank genome assembly.
CUCCAAACUAAAGAAAUUCAACAACCGGCUGGAGUAACUAUGACUUAUGAGAUUCCAACUGUACCUACGAUCCUACGAUCCUACAAUCAAAAUAGCGAAAAUCCGAGAAAGAUGGUGAAUAUGAUUUCAUACUUUUAUGAUUCAAUGACGGAUUAG